UGGCUGGAGGCUGGGAGCUAGUCACAGCGCACCGCUGUGUGAACCAUCCGUGCGCACAGGGCAACGACCGCCCACAUUUUACCGCUGGAUAGCAGAGCAGUCCACUGCUUGCUGCAGGUCGACAGCCGCCUCAGCUGCAGCACGAGUUUACCGCCCCCUGGGGAACAGUAACCACAGUGUGUAUGUGUGUGUACCACUGGUGAUGGACACAAUGCUGGUGCCUCAACGUGAGCUCCUGGGCAGUUCGACCGAUGCCCAGGACCGAAUUGGCCACAUCAGGAGGAAGCUCUUCGGUCCCAGUUCGACGAACACCCAAGACCGAAUUGGCCACACCAGGAGAAGCCUCUUCGGUCCCAUAGACCACGAACACAGCCUCAUGUUCGUGCAGGAAGAGAUGGUCAAGAUUCGUCAGAGAGACUCCAGCCGCUGGAACUUCGAUUUCCAGGAGAUGACACCGCUGGAAGGACGUUAUUCCUGGAAGCCACUGGAUGAAAAUGUUCCUCAAGCCUACCAAAUCCCAAGCCUUACCCCAAAAACCACAGCAUCUCCUCACAGCACCACCUCCAUCAGCACCUCCUCCUCAACCACCAGCCACUCCUCCAGUAGCAGAAGAAGCAAGUGCUUGAAGCGGCUAGUUACGAAUCAUCAAGUCAAGAAAACACAGAAACUGUGUACAGAUUUCUUCAAGCACGUAAAAACAUCGAAGAACGUUACGAAUAAGCAACGAAAGACAGAAGUCCUGGCCAGUGCGAAGCCUCUGAACGUGAAACUCUCAGACAUCCUCAAAAUCAGAUCACUGAACGUGAGAUAACGAGGCGGAAACUAAUUAAGUCUUGGUGAGAGAAAAAGCGUGGAGUGUAUGUUCUCUGUUACCUCGGUCCCAGACCAGGUAAACAAGACCGACAACCCUCACGCGUCUCCCUAAUUCGAAGUGUCGUGUGUGCGAGAGGAGAUACCGAUGUUUACGCUUCUCAAAUGGAAAAUAAAUACUUAAAGAAGGACCGAGUCGAAGUCUUCCACGUGAAGUCGAAGUCUCUGAAGCCAAGUCGAAGUCUCUGAAGCCAAGUCGAAGUCUCUGAAGCCAAGUCGAAGUCUCUGAAGCCAAGUCGAAGUCUCUGAAGCCAAGUCGAAGUCUCUGAAGCCAAGUCGAAGUCUCAAGUGAAAGUAAGCCACCCCGCUUGGGUUUUUGUUAUCCUGGUCUUGGAUUCGUGUUAUCCUGACUUGGAUUCGUGCUAUCCUGGCUUGGAUUCGUGUUAUCCUGGCUUUGAUUCAAGUUAUCCUGCUUGGAUUUGAGUUAUCCUGGCAUUGGAUUCAGGUUAUCCUGGCUUGGAUUCAUACUAUCCUGGCAUUGGAUUCUGGUUAUCCUGGCUUGGAUUCGGGUUAUCCUGGCUUGGAUUCGGGUUCUCCUGGCUUGGAUUCUGGUUAUCCUGGCUUGGAUUCGGGUUAUCCUGGCUUGGAUUCGGGAUAUCGGAACGACCUUGUGACGCGUAAGAAAAUAAAAUAGAAAUUGAACGUAAGGAUAGAGCUGGAUUUUAUCGGGAGAGCUCAGCUCUACCUAGAGCUUUAUCCUAAACAUGUUUCGCCGUGUAGAGCUUUACCUAGGCAUCUAUUGCUCUGUAGAGCUUUAACCAAUCGUGUUCAGCUAUGCAGAGCUCUAUCAAGUCAUGUUAAGCUGUGUUGAGCUUUAUCAAGUCAUGUUUCGCUCUGUGUAGAGCUUUAUAGAGGUGUACCGCUAUGUAAAGCUCUUUCAAGUCACUUUUCGUCCUGAAUAUUCCAGAAAGAGCUCUACAGAGAUCCAUUACCGCAGAUAAAACUACCUCUUACCGUUACCCUGGGUUUGUUAAACCCACAACAGGGUUAAACCCUGGGUUUAUUAACCCCACAACGGUGAUAAACCCUGGGUUUAUUAACCCCACAACGGGGUUAAACUCUGGGUUUAUUAACCAUAACAUGGUUAAACUCUGGGUUUAUUAACCAUAACGGGGUUAAACCCUGGGUUUAUUAUGCAUAACAGGGUUAAACCCUGGGUUUAUUAACCAUAACGGGGUUAAACCCAUGGUUUAUUAACCAUAACGGGGUUAAACCCUGAGUUUAACAACCUCCAACAGGUUAAACCCCGGAUUUAACCCCUUACACUAGGGGGUCAGCGCCCCUACAACGUCUCUCUCAGGUGUACCUGUACAUUACCUGUUGACUGUUUCCAUAGGCCUAUUGCCAGACCAGGCCUAGCAGAAUUUUUUACUGCCCUAGGGUCCACCAGACUGUUAGUGCCAGCGGGAGGCAGCUGCUGUGCACCCGUGGGGCCUCUACUGUUGUGCACAACAGUAACAUAACGCCAAGCUGCUUCUGUUGUCCAGGAUGUUAAAUUCUGUGUGUUAACUGUUAAAUGUUAACUGGGAUGUUAACUCUCUCAAAGGAUGUUAAAUUUUGUGUGUGUUAAUAAAGUUAACAUUCUGGAAUGUUAAGAUAAUGUUAACUGUCUUCCAGGAUGUUAAAUUCUCUUGUUUUUCCAGUUAAAUUUGUUAAAAUUGUGAGAAGUUAAAUUAAUAUCCCAGACGUCAUUAACAAUUUUGGCUCUUACUUGGUGUUAAAUUCUAUCUGAUAUUGUGUUAAAUUAUGGUAAAUUGUGUUAAAUUCUCUUGUUUCGUGCUGAAUUGGGUUAAACUGUGUUAAAUUUUCUGCGUUGGGUGUUUAAUUGCGUUAAAUUGUCAGUAUUGUGUGGAAAUUCAAUGCAUAGCGUUAAACUAUGUUAAAUUGUGUUUAAUGGUCUGUGUUUUGUGUUAAAUUUCGUUAAAUUGUGUUAAAUUGUCUGUGCUGUGUGUUAAAUUGUGUUAAAUUAUCUAUGAUGUGCGCUAAGUUGUCUAUGUUUGUGUUAAAUUCGGUUAAUCUCUGCUAAAUUUUCUAUGUUGUGUGUUAAAUUGUAUAUAUCGUGUGUUAAACUGGGUUAAACUGCUUUAAAUUGUAUAUAUUGUAUGUUAAAUUGGGUUAAUCUGUGCUAAAAUGUCGGUGUUGUGUUUAACUGGGUACGUAAUGUUAAAUUAUGUCUAUACACAGUGUUAAAUGUCCUUAAUGUUAAGUUAUUUCUGAGUGUGUGUGUGUGUGUGUGUGUGUGUGUGU
This is a messenger RNA of Cherax quadricarinatus, 3117 nucleotides long. RefSeq names its product cyclin-dependent kinase inhibitor 1-like. NCBI's taxonomy places the organism in Eukaryota, Metazoa, Arthropoda, Malacostraca, Decapoda, Parastacidae. Gene Ontology annotation, cellular component: nucleus. Gene Ontology annotation, molecular function: cyclin-dependent protein serine/threonine kinase inhibitor activity. The record is from RefSeq and is a predicted model, not a curated record. Gene Ontology annotation, biological process: regulation of cell cycle.